AUGUGUAGGAAGAAGAGGGUCCAUAUCGAUGACCUCUGCACUACAUCACCAAACGAGAAAAGCCUACUUUUGCAAUUUAUUGCAGCGAUAUUGUGUACAUUUAGUUUCACAGGUCAGAACGUGGCAUUCCAAAAAGGUCCUUUUCUGCGUCAGAACCACGCGUUUCCUACACCAACACGUAUCAUCGGGCCUCUCUUACCAUUAGGGAAGGGAGAGGAAGAGAAAUUCAAAGAUGUAGGUGCCGUUGGGGCCGUGAAAGCAUGGCACGUCGAAGGAAGGGUAUGGAUGUGGAUAAGAGAAGGAAAAGAAGAAGCAGUGUGGCGAAUGGGAAGGGUUGAGUAA
This is a messenger RNA of Sphenostylis stenocarpa, 342 nucleotides long. The record is from the annotation of a GenBank genome assembly. NCBI's taxonomy places the organism in Eukaryota, Viridiplantae, Streptophyta, Magnoliopsida, Fabales, Fabaceae.